This is a messenger RNA of Exophiala spinifera, 933 nucleotides long. RefSeq lists its product as uncharacterized. Gene Ontology annotation, molecular function: hydro-lyase activity. The record is from RefSeq and is a predicted model, not a curated record. NCBI's taxonomy places the organism in Eukaryota, Fungi, Ascomycota, Eurotiomycetes, Chaetothyriales, Herpotrichiellaceae. The coding region runs from base 1 to 933 and encodes 310 amino acids. The transcript has a single exon.
AUGAAGUGGCCUGCCUUGCCAGCCCGAGCUGGCUACCUUGGUCUCAGGAAUCCGAAACGACGAAAUGCAUUAUCCCUGGCAGUCCUGAGAGAUCUACGGGAUCAGCUCCUUAGAUACAAUACUUCGCCGGCUGAUGGCAAGCUUCGAAUACUUCCACCAUUCCAACCGGAGUUACUGGAUGAGCUCGAGAGUGCCGCCAAACAUCAUGACACACCAGCAAUGGAAAAGUACGGCUGGCUACUUAAUUCCGCUGAAUGGCAGAAACAUCGGCGAGGCCUGCCUAAUGUUGUCGUCCUUCGCAGUGAAGGGCCGGUCUUCUGUUCAGGGCAUGAUUUGGGAGAAUUGAGUUCUCUUAGUCACGACAGAGUCAAAGAAACGUUUCAACUUUGCGGCGAAAUCAUGUCUUUGAUCCGACGUUCCCCGGCGCCGGUGGUUGGGGUUAUUCAAGGACUCGCCACGGCUGCCGGAGCACAACUGGCUCUCACCACCGAUCUACCUAUUGCUUCUGCUAGCACACAAUUUCGAUUGCCAGGGGCAAGUAUAGGGCUGCCGUGCACCUCGCCGUCGACAGCUGUGUGCCGCCGACUUGGGCCCGCGUUCACCUACAAAAUGCUUGCUCUGGCCGAAUCGGUGCGUGCGGAUCAAUUACCUGGAGGAGCCGUCGAUAUUGUGGCAGAUGAAACUGCGCUUGAGAAAAGGGUCGAACAGAUAAUCAAGCGGUUGGCAGAAAACACUGCCGCCCAGCCACAAGCUCUAGGCAAAUGGGCAUACUGGACGCAACUGUCUUUGACCGGACAGCGAUCCGGCGGUGACGGGUACGAAGACGCUGUGCAGUGGGCUGGAAGGGUCAUGGCUCUUCAUGCCAGAGCUGACGACGCGAAGGAGGGUAUACAUGCUUUUCUUGAGAAGCGAGAGCCGAAAUGGAAGCUGUGA